AUGUACUUCGGCCCCGCAGGCGACGGUGACUACAUGAAGCUUGGCUUGCACGCGGAGAACCACGUCGGAUGGAGCGCGUUGGCCAUCGGUGGCAACGGCGGUAUGAAGGGAGCUCAGCAGGUCGUCGUUCGCCAGGUGAACGGAGCCUGGGUGGCUGAAGAGCGCUACUCCGCAGACUACGUGGAGCCACAUCUACAGGAAACACAGGAGGUGCUUCUCAUCUUUGCGAAUGAAUCUGCAGGGAGCACCUCUUGGGGAGUCUUACUCCCCACACGUUCAUGCAAAGCUGGUGACAGAUACGCCAUGGAGGACGUAGGAAUGUUCAUGCACUGGGCUCUGGGCUAUUCUCAUACCUUCUCCUACCACAAGGAGCGGGGACAGUUCCAUACCAAUUUGGUCUCCGGUCCUCCGGCGCCCCCGCCAGACAUGAGCUCUUUCCCUUCAGUCACGUUCACGAUGCCGGACGUGCCUGUCGUGCUCGGAGAAGGUGGGAGCGAUGCGAUGAACCCCUACAUCUGCGGUAUUUUUGACCUCGCAGAGGCGUUGCCUGCAGGUCUCCUCACCACGUCCAAGCAUCAUGCCGCUAAGUUCGCCCCGGUCCUGGCAUCUGCUUCGAAAGAGUUCGUGCACCACAUGAUCCUCUUCGAGUGUGCAGACCAGGUUGCGGUCGACAACAACUUCACGCACAACCAUGUCAUCCCAAACUGUGAGCGCAUGGUGCGAGGGUGCCAGACCAGCAAGUGGCCGUGGGCAGUUGGGGGAGAAGAUCUGGUCCUGCCCGACGACGUAGGUGUGCCCAUUGGGAAUGGGGCUCGUUGGUAUGCUCUGCAAGUCCACUACUAUAAUCCCAGCCUGGUCGCGAACGUGAGUGACAGCAGCGGUGUGCGUGUCGCCCUGGCUCCCAGUCUGCGGACCCAUGAUGCAGAGACCUUCGGUGUAGUGGGUGGCGCGAGCCCCAUGCAGCGCGAGCCACUGCCGCCUGGCCAGGCCGAGGUCUCCAUCCCCAGUGCGGUCGUCCCAGCGCAGUGCACCAGCCAGUGGAAUGCCGAUGAGAUCACUGUCCUUGGCGUGAUGCACCACGCGCACCUUGUUGGUAAGAAGCUCGCAAUCCACGUCAACCGCAAUGGGGAGUACAUUGGCGAGAUGCGCAGGGAGAAGGUUUACGACUUCAACCACCAGUCGCUGGAGGGCUCCUCGAUCAAAAAGCUGAAGAAAGGCGAUGAGCUCACGCUGACAUGCAGCUAUGACACCUCCAGCAGAACGGAGCCCACGGCUUUUGGCGACUUCACCCAGGACGAGAUGUGUUUGGCGUACUUCUUGCACUAUCCUGCUCAGGCUUCAAGGCGUUCGAUCUUUUUGCGUGCCCAAGGGGAGAACCGCAUUUCGCUGUGCAACAAUCCCGCGCAAUCUGCCGACGCCUUCGAGCUGGUCCAGAACCCCAUGCAGCUUCUCGCCUCAGCCGUCCAAUCCACAGCUCCCGUCCUGACUCCUCCGGCAUGCCAGCCUCGGGGCGACUUGAGCUCCUUUGCCGCAAGAGAUGUCCUAGCCAGCAUGGGAGUGGACGUUUCUGGCUUCAGCAUGGACACCUCCAGCUCGGCCUCUGGCUGCAUCGCCUUCGCCUUCUUUGCCUUGGUUUCUUUGGCUUCCUGGGGAGUCUUGUAA
Symbiodinium sp. CCMP2592 is the source of this 1662-nucleotide messenger RNA. Lineage: Eukaryota; Dinophyceae; Suessiales; Symbiodiniaceae. The record is from the annotation of a GenBank genome assembly.